Messenger RNA from Sarcophilus harrisii (Tasmanian devil), 1042 nucleotides. RefSeq names its product glutathione S-transferase A4. The record is from RefSeq and is a predicted model, not a curated record. NCBI's taxonomy places the organism in Eukaryota, Metazoa, Chordata, Mammalia, Dasyuromorphia, Dasyuridae. Gene Ontology annotation, biological process: glutathione metabolic process; xenobiotic metabolic process. Gene Ontology annotation, molecular function: glutathione transferase activity.
CUGAUAACCUGAAGUCAUGGCAGAGAAACCCAAACUCUACUACUUUAAUGGAAGAGGUCGGAUGGAUCGAUGGCUCCUAGCAGCAGCUGGAGUUGAGUUUGAAGAAGUAUUUUUGGAAACAAGAGAACAAUAUUUGAAGUUACAAGAGGAUGGAUAUCUGCUUUUUCAUCAAGUGCCAUUGGUCGAAAUUGAUGGAAUGAAACUCACCCAAACUCGAGCCAUUCUUAGCUACCUGGCUGCUAAAUACAACCUAUAUGGGAAGGACCUGAAAGAAACAGCAUUAAUUAACAUGUAUACAGACGGCACUCUGGACCUGAUGUUAUUAAUUGCAUUGAGUUAUUUCAAGCCAGCUGAACAAAGGGAGAAGGAGAUUGAGCUUGUUGUAGAAAAAGCUAAAAGCCAAUAUUUCACAGUCUUUGAGAAGAUUUUGAAAAACCAUGGACAGGAUUUUCUGGUUGGCAACAAAUUUAGCUGGGCAGACAUACAAUUGCUGGAAGUUAUUUUAAUGAUUGAAGAAUCAUGUCCUACUGCUCUCUCCAAUUUUCCUCUGCUACAGGCAUUUAAAACAAGAAUCAGCAAUAUACCUAACAUUAAGAAAUUCCUUCAGCCUGGUAGUCAGAGGAAACCCCCACCAGAUGACCACUAUGUGGCUACUGUGAAGGAGAUUCUACAGUUUUAAUGGCCAAGGGUGGACCAAUUAUGCAAUAGAAAGAGAUUCUGCUUAUGAAUCACAAGAUGUGGGUUCAAAUCCUGUCUCUGAUGCUUACAACUUGUUCCUGGUCCUCAGUUUCCUCAUCUGUCAUUUAAGGGAGGGAUGUAACUGAUUGUCCCUUUGAGUUCUAUAUCAAUAAAUCUAAGAAGUAGAAAGUAUAAUGAUUUUAGUGAUAUUGUUAUGAAUAGCACAAAGUCAAUAUUAUGGUAAAUAACUGAAGCAUAUUUCUAGGUACUAAAAAUAAAAUGUUAACUGAGUACAAAACUGAUAAUUCCACUACAGGCAAAAGUUGAAAUCACAUGCAAAGUUGAUUAAAUUUAAAGUAUCUUU